Molecule: messenger RNA, 554 nt
Organism: Colletes gigas
Lineage: Eukaryota; Metazoa; Arthropoda; Insecta; Hymenoptera; Colletidae
Product: cytochrome c oxidase subunit 5B, mitochondrial-like
Exons: 3
Coding region: 133-501 (122 amino acids)
Biological process (GO): mitochondrial electron transport, cytochrome c to oxygen
Cellular component (GO): mitochondrial envelope
Source: RefSeq, a predicted model, not a curated record
AUGAAAAUUCGCCACUGCAUCAAUCGAUGGUGAAGCGUUAUCAGGGUGACAUUCUUUAGUCUCUUUCGUGUAACGUGUUUGUACCGUGAAAGAACGUUUGGGGUUCGGCGUAUUAACGGCGCAAUUUGAAAAAUGGCAUGGUUAUGCGGUCGUGUUGUUUUCCAGACAUGUAGACGUACAUUUUCUCGAAACAUUAUUGCGCGUAGAGACGAUACAAAUUUCACUGAUCCGCUAGAUCAUGCAACCGGACAAGAGAAACGAGAAUUACUUGCUGCAGCUGCUGGCAAUUUUGAUCCAUAUCAUAUGAAAGCCUUAGAAAUAACAUCUGACAGCACAAAAGAAAAUCCAAAUUUAGUACCUAGUGUGUUCAAAAGUCGUAUUGUUGGAUGCGUUUGUGAAGAAGAUGCUGCUCACGUGAAUUGGAUGUGGUUACAUGAAGGCACUCCACGACGUUGCGAAUGUGGUCAUUGGUUUAAGCUAAUUGAAAAAGCACCUCUUUAAUGUCUUUAGAUUAAUUAGUGAGUUAUUUAAAACAUAGAAUUAAUGUUAUACAA